AUGUCAUCAUCACCACCAUCGCCGUCGCUGCCCCUUACCACCACCACCGCCGCCGCGUCAUCUCCGAUCGCCACGGGGCCGCUGGCCCUUCCAUCGGCGCCGCUGGACCUCAUCUCCGGCGCGUCCACCGGCCUGCUGCCGCCCCCCGUCACCACUAUGCCGCCAUCUUCAUCGACUCUGCCGGCCCAAUACUCCCCGGAGGCCAUGGCCGGUGUCCUCAACGACCUGGUCGUCGCGGUCCAGGGCAUCCGGCUUUACCUGGCCAGCCCGUACGGGCCGCCACCGCCGCUCCCGCCGCCCGUGCCCUCCGGACCGCCGACCCCCCCGUGGUACUCGGUGCCCGCGGCCCUCGCCAGCGCCCGCGGAGCCACCCGCGUCUGCCGCGCCCGUCCCAGCCCCAUGGCCGGUUUGGCCCGCGCCGGCUGCGCCGGUCCACACGCCAUCACCGCCACCCAGCGCCGACCUGAGUCAGGCCACUCCAGGCGGGCUCCCGAUCCAGCAGGUGCGGUUUCCACCGUCGCCCUCUCCGAUUUCGGCCUGGCUCUCUGGGAUAUCGCCACCGCCGGUUUACACGGAGGCCGGGGACCCGUCGGUGCCCACACUGCAGUCCGGGGCGCCGUCAUCCGCUCUCCGCAUCGCCGAGUCGGUGGGCACUGGCGCGACGACCCCGAUGCCACCCCGGUUCGCCCAGAUUGA
Messenger RNA from Aegilops tauschii subsp. strangulata, 696 nucleotides. The record is from RefSeq and is a predicted model, not a curated record. Lineage: Eukaryota; Viridiplantae; Streptophyta; Magnoliopsida; Poales; Poaceae.